GCAAAAUCGUUGUGUCAUCGUGCGGUUUUACGGUUCACACCAACAACCCCUUCUUUGAAACCGUUUUAUUAUCAUCUUCUACUCUUCUCCUUAAAUCAAAUCUUCAUUUCCAACAUAACACACACUUAACUCUUCUCUCUUUUUCUAUAUUCUCGUUUUAGUUUCUUUAUUUUCCGGUUCCUUUAUGGGUUCUUUCAGUGGCUGCGGUGCGGACCGGAUCAAAGGAUCUUGGAGUCCACAAGAAGAUGCUAAUUUAAUUAAACUAGUAGAGCAACACGGUCCCAGAAACUGGUCAUUGAUAAGCACCGGAAUUCCUGGUCGGUCUGGAAAAUCUUGUCGACUGCGGUGGUGCAACCAGCUCUCUCCGGAAGUUCAGCACCGUCCGUUCUCUCCAGCGGAGGAUGCUAUAAUUGUUCAAGCUCAUGCAAUUCAUGGCAAUAAAUGGGCUACGAUUGCUAGACUCUUGCCUGGCCGUACAGAUAACGCUAUAAAGAAUCAUUGGAACUCAACUUUACGUCGGAAACGCGCCGCUGAGUUAUCUUCGGCGUCGUCUGAGGCGAACUCGGUGAUGAAACGGCCGUGUUUGGAUGUUUCAACUGAGUCAGGGUCGGAGUCAGGAGUUAAAAGGCAAUGCUUAGGUGCACCUCCGGAGGAUAGUAGUUUUGACGGGGAGGCAGGGAUUGUGGAGCCUGAGACUUCACUGACGUUAUCACCACCAGGGGAUGGGUUUGUUCGGACAGAAGUAGGCGAGAAAGUGAAGGAAGUGGCAGUGAAAGGCGGAGAACAAGACGUAGAUAGGCAGAUGGUGGGGGAAGAGGAGGAGGAAGAGGAGGAAACAUGUGGGUUGCAGAUAGAGGAGACUUGUUUGUUGACUAUCAUGCAAAGGAUGAUAGCAACGGAGGUUAGGAGUUACAUUGAUAGAUUAAGGUCUAAAAAUGGGUUUGCCGGACCCAACGCUGAUCAAUAAUGGAAUACAUACAUUUACAAUCUUUUUUUUUGUUAUGUUUAGUCUAAAAAUUAUUUUAAACUUCACAUAUAAUCAGUGUUUCUUUGGAUAAUUAGCAAUGGAUAUUAAAAUGGAGAUUUGAAAAUUUUUAA
Molecule: messenger RNA, 1098 nt
Organism: Jatropha curcas
Lineage: Eukaryota; Viridiplantae; Streptophyta; Magnoliopsida; Malpighiales; Euphorbiaceae
Product: transcription factor MYB105
Biological process (GO): regulation of DNA-templated transcription
Cellular component (GO): nucleus
Molecular function (GO): DNA-binding transcription factor activity, RNA polymerase II-specific; RNA polymerase II cis-regulatory region sequence-specific DNA binding
Source: RefSeq, a predicted model, not a curated record